Messenger RNA from Phalaenopsis equestris, 951 nucleotides. RefSeq lists its product as uncharacterized. The transcript is spliced from 2 exons. The record is from RefSeq and is a predicted model, not a curated record. NCBI's taxonomy places the organism in Eukaryota, Viridiplantae, Streptophyta, Magnoliopsida, Asparagales, Orchidaceae. The coding region runs from base 1 to 951 and encodes 316 amino acids.
AUGGCAUGGAUGGAUUUGCUUCUUUUGUUUAUGCAGGAGGUUCCAAAACUGCAAGAAUUGAGCUGUGGGAGACACGUCAAAACAUCCAAGACUCCAUUGACAAAGCUUGGAUUAUGUGAGGGGAUUUUAAUUGGAUUUUAUCUCUUGCUAAAAGGAAGGGGGGGCAGAACUCCCAAUCCUGUCGCUAUAUCUAAUUUUAAUGACAACAUUCAAAAAACUGGUUUAUUUGACCUUGGAUUUAGUGGCCCUGCCUUCACCUGGAGAAGGAAGAAUAUGUGGGAAAGACUAGAUAGAGUCUUUGCUAAUGACCACUGGAUUCAAAACUUCUUGCAGACUAAUAUCAAUCAUUUAAGCCUUGCUGGAUCUGAUCACAGGCCUUUGGUGAUCACCAUUGGCCCUAAUAGCAGCUGUCAGAAGAGUACUUUUAGGUACUUGAAUGUUUGGUCACAACAUAAGGAUUUCUUGCAAAUUAUAAAAGAUAAUUGGAAGAAUGAUUCACACCCUGACCCCUUCAUCCGCUUAUGGCAAAAGCAGAAAAAGAUUGUGGAAAAGGUUGAAAAGGAGUUGCUUGAUCUGGAGGUGGAGCACAACAAAGGUAAUACUGAUGAAAUUGCUCUUUUAGAGGCUAAUGAGAGAGUUCUAACUGCUCUAAACUGGCAAGACCAGUUCCUAAAGCAAAAAGCUGCCAAGACUAAAUUUACUGAAGGGGAUAGAAAUACAAAAUUUUACCAUGCCUGCAUUAAUUACCAGAGAAAGUGCAACACUAUUCAUUGCAUUAAAGAUCAAAAUGGUACUUGGCUCGGGAAGGAGGAGGAGAUUGCUAAAAGUGUUGUCUUAUACUGCCAAAACCUCAUGAAUGAGCACAAAACUGAUAGAGACCACAUAGAGAAAACUUUGUUUUCUGAAAGCAGUCAGUACACAACCCACUUAAAUAUGACAGACAUACCUUAG